AUGUCCAAUUUCCCCAAGCUUAUUCCGGCCUUCACGGUCCAAAUCCAUCUCGACGUCCCCACCCAAAUCGGCGUCGUCGCCGUCGGCAGCUCCCAAUUCCACGCGGCCUUCCUCCCGAACACGGGCGUCCUCCGGUCGGAGCCGGACUACCCGAUCAAGGUCGACGCCGUCUUCGUCCACGGCGCGGACUACCUCCGCGGCGAUCCGGACGGGCGCUACGUCCGGCUUGAGGUGUCGAGCGUCCUCAAGGACAAGCCGACGGGCGCGGCGAUCCGCUUCGACUACACGGGGACCAUUGACGUCUCCGGGCCGGCCGGGACGGUCCUGAAGGGGUUGCCCGGGGCCAAGACGACGGAGUUUGGCGAUGCCUUCACGCACGCCAAGUUCGAGACGGGGCACGAGGCGCUCAAGGAAAUCCAGAGCAAGGUCUAUGUCGGGUCCGGACGGUUCGUCGUCGAGGAGGGGAAGCCGGUUGUGGUCGAAUACAAGAUCAGCGAGGUGGCGGCCUAG
Colletotrichum navitas is the source of this 510-nucleotide messenger RNA. RefSeq lists its product as uncharacterized. The coding region runs from base 1 to 510 and encodes 169 amino acids. The record is from RefSeq and is a predicted model, not a curated record. Lineage: Eukaryota; Fungi; Ascomycota; Sordariomycetes; Glomerellales; Glomerellaceae. The transcript has 3 exons.